UCCUCAUCCGCCUCGAACACUUCUCUCUGACUUUGAGAGGAACAGACACUUUCAGCAGCAAAGAAAGACUCAAAGAAAAAGGUAGAAGCAUGUGUUGUACGGGGAAAUGUGCCCGCCUGGUGGGCCUCAUCCUGCUGCCCUCAGCGUUCAUCUGCAUGAUCGCCAACCUGCUGCUGUUCUUCCCCGAUGGGAAUAGUCUGGACAACGAUCAAAUCUCCCUGCAGGUCUGGCUCAUGGGGGGGCUCAUCGGAGGAGGCCUCUUUAUGCUGUGUCCGAGCUGCUCGGCUAUCAGGGCCGGGGGCAAGGGUUGCUGCGGAAAUGGUUGCUGUGGUAACCGUUGCCGGAUGCUGAACUCUGUGUUCUCCUCUGCGUUCGGCCUGGUUGGAGCGAUCUACUGUACCAGUGUGUCCUCUGCAGGCCUGGCUAUUGGACCCAAGUGUAAGGUGGCCCACGACAAGUGGGAAUACCCCUUCGAAGACCUCGGCACUGGUAACACCAGCUACCUUUUAAACCAGACUAUGUGGAGCAUCUGCGAAUACCCUAAAAACGCAGUGAUGUGGCACGUGGUUCUGUUCUCCAUACUGUUGGCCAUGGGGGUGGUGCAGCUGGUGCUCUGCGGCAUCCAGGUGGUCAACGGCUGCAUCGGAUGCAUCUGCGGCGACUGUCGCAAAAGCAAAGAUGAUGAGAGUGGAUUGUGAAAGUGAAGAUCCCCAAGUUGUGAACCAACCGUCUCAAGAACCAGGAGCCAUUUCAUAUUCCGUUAUAACUCUCUUUAAAACAUUUUUCUGAUAUCCAAUUUCUCACACCAAGUCUGUCUAAAACACAUCAAUGAAUCCUUACUCCACUAUUUUGUGAAUUUUUUUCUAGCUGAUGGUAUGUGUGUAUUGCCUGACUUAUAUUGAUUAUAAGAGUAAGGCUCCACAUGGAACAUGUACUAAUCAAAGCAUAUUGUUUGUUUUAUGUGCUACUAUGUGUUGAGGUGAAUGUGACAACACAAUAAUAGCUGAUGAAUUCUCUAAGGGGAAGUUAUAUCAGUUCUCUGUGAUAAUCAACAUUAAAACUAAU
Notothenia coriiceps (black rockcod) is the source of this 1065-nucleotide messenger RNA. It is a transcript of the gene tm4sf5, whose product is annotated as transmembrane 4 L six family member 5. Bases 90 to 698 code for a protein of 202 amino acids. The transcript is spliced from 5 exons. Gene Ontology annotation, cellular component: membrane. NCBI's taxonomy places the organism in Eukaryota, Metazoa, Chordata, Actinopteri, Perciformes, Nototheniidae. The record is from RefSeq and is a predicted model, not a curated record.